This is a messenger RNA of Lemur catta (Ring-tailed lemur), 1016 nucleotides long. RefSeq names its product deoxythymidylate kinase (gene DTYMK). Gene Ontology annotation, biological process: dTTP biosynthetic process; dUDP biosynthetic process; dTDP biosynthetic process. Gene Ontology annotation, cellular component: cytoplasm; cytosol; nucleus. Lineage: Eukaryota; Metazoa; Chordata; Mammalia; Primates; Lemuridae. Bases 35 to 673 code for a protein of 212 amino acids. Gene Ontology annotation, molecular function: ATP binding; dTMP kinase activity. The record is from RefSeq and is a predicted model, not a curated record. The transcript has 5 exons.
GGAGCCGCGGGCGGCGGCGCGGCGCGGGGCGGCCAUGGCGGGGCGGCGCGGGGCGCUGAUCGUGCUGGAGGGCGUGGACCGCGCGGGCAAGAGCACGCAGGCCGGCCGGCUGGUGGCCGCGCUGAGCGCCGCGGGGCGCCGCGCCGAGCUGCUCCGCUUCCCGGAAAGAUCAACUGAAAUCGGAAAACUUCUGAGUUCCUACUUAGAGAAGAAAAGUGAAGUGGAGGACCACUCUGUGCACCUGCUGUUCUCUGCGAAUCGCUGGGAACAAGUGCCAUUAAUUAAGGAAAAGUUGAGCCAGGGCGUGACCCUCGUCGUGGACAGAUACGCGUUUUCUGGUGUUGCCUUCACGGGUGCGAAGGAGAACUUUUCCCUGGACUGGUGCAAACAGCCGGACGUGGGCCUCCCCAAGCCCGACCUGGUCCUGUUCCUGCAGCUGCGGCUGGCGGACGCAGCGCAGCGGGGCGCCUUCGGCCGGGAGCGCUACGAGGACAGGGCUUUCCAGGAGCGGGCGCUGCGCUGCUUCCAGCAGCUCAUGGGAGACGCGACCGUGAACUGGAAGAUAGUCGAUGCUUCCAAGAGCAUUGAAGAGGUCCACGAGGAGAUCCUGGCCCUGUCUGAGGACGCCAUCCACACUGCCGCCCAGAGGCCCCUGGGGGAGCUGUGGAAGUAACCGCCUCUGCGGGAGGCCCUGGCACCCAGCCGUAUUCAGAUUCCACAACUUCAGGAGCUGUUUCCCAGGGGCAGAAAUCUCAGGUCACCUCUGCUGACCCAGCGCUGGAUGCACCAGGGACCCCUGCGGUGGGGACAUUGGCAGUGUGGACCCCACACCUACAGUGGAGCAGUCUUCCUCUGCCUUCCGCUUCGUCCUGAAGAUGUUUCUGUAUUGCUAUAUUUUCUUAUUGAAAUUAAAGAACUCUGAACAGUUUCAUUGAGAUCAUGAGAAAUGAUAAUCAAUUGGAAUUCUCCUAAAUUUCUUACAGGUACUAAUAAAAAUUGACCUGAAAAUGUGUUUA